This is a messenger RNA of Choloepus didactylus (southern two-toed sloth), 4627 nucleotides long. RefSeq names its product crumbs cell polarity complex component 1 (gene CRB1). The record is from RefSeq and is a predicted model, not a curated record. Gene Ontology annotation, cellular component: protein-containing complex; plasma membrane. Gene Ontology annotation, biological process: establishment or maintenance of epithelial cell apical/basal polarity; heterophilic cell-cell adhesion. Gene Ontology annotation, molecular function: calcium ion binding. The transcript is spliced from 12 exons. Lineage: Eukaryota; Metazoa; Chordata; Mammalia; Pilosa; Megalonychidae.
ACCACCAGCCGCGCAUCGGAGAUGUCCUCCAAAUAAGACCAUGGCUCUUGGGAAAAUUGACUCCCUUCUCAUCUUCUACCUCAGUUUCUCACUGCUCAUCCGCGUAAAAAAUUCCUUUUGCAAUAAAAAUGACACCAGGUGCCUCUCUAAUUCUUGCCAAAAUAAUUCUACAUGCAAUGGUUUUUCAGCAGACAACCAUUGCCAUUGUUCACACACAGCCAAUAAUUUGGACAAAGGCUGUGACCAUGUGAAAGAUCCUUGCUUCUCUAAUCCUUGUCAGCAAAAUGCCACUUGUGUGAACACCACAGGAGAAAGGAACUUUGUGUGCAAGUGUCCUCCUGGGUACAGUGGGAUGACCUGUGAAACCACCAUCAGUUCCUGUGGAAUGAACACCUGCCAACGUGGAGGAAUUUGCAAUCAGGACCCUGUUUACCCUGUCUGCAUCUGCCCUGCUGGAUAUUAUGGAAGAUUCUGUGAGAUGGAGCAUGAUGAGUGUGCGUCCAGCCCUUGCCACAAUGGAGCCAUAUGCAUGGAUGGAAUCAAUGGCUAUUCCUGCUUCUGUGUCCCAGGAUAUCAAGGCAGGCACUGUGACUUGGAAGUGGAUGAAUGUGUUUCAGAUCCCUGCAAGAACGAGGCUACGUGCCUCAAUGAAAUAGGAAGAUUCACUUGUAUUUGUCCUCAAUAUUAUACUGGUGUAAACUGUGAAUUGAAAAUUGAUGACUGUUGGUCCCAGCCCUGUCUAAAUGGUGCAACUUGUCAGGAUGCGCUGGCAGCCUAUUUCUGUGACUGUGCCCCCGGAUUCCUUGGUGAUCACUGUGAACUCAACAUUGAUGAGUGUGCCAGUCAGCCAUGUCUCCAUGGAGGGCUGUGCAUGGAUGGGGACAACAGAUAUAGCUGUAGGGGAAGUGGAUUCACAGGGACACACUGUGAGACCUUGAUACCUCUAUGUUGGUCAAAACCCUGUCACAAUAAUGCUACCUGUGAGGACAGUGCUGACAAUUACACUUGUCACUGCUGGCCUGGAUACACGGGUACCCAGUGUGAGACCGACAUCAAUGAAUGCAGUAGUAACCCCUGCCAGUCUGAUGGGGAAUGUGUGGAACUGUCCUCAGAGAAGCAAUAUGGACGCAUUGCUGGGCUGCCCUCUGCAUUUAGCUACCACGAAGCCUCAGGUUACAUUUGUAUCUGUCAACCUGGAUUCAGAGGAAUCCACUGUGAAGAAGACAUCAAUGAAUGCUCUUCAAAUCCUUGCCAAAAUGGUGGUACUUGUGAGAACUUGCCCAGGAAUUAUACUUGCCAUUGCCCAUUUGAUAUCCAUUCUGGAAUGUUUUAUGGAGGCAGGGAUUGUUCUGAUAUUCUCCUGGGCUGUACCCAUCACCAAUGCCUGAAUAACGGAAUAUGCAUUCCUCACUACCAAAAUGACCAGCAUGGAUUCAGCUGCCUAUGUCCAUCUGGCUAUACAGGGUCACUGUGUGAAACUGUCACCACACUUUCUUUUGCAGGCAGUGGCUUCCUGUGGGUGAAAACUGACUCAAUCACAACCAAGGGCUCAGCUUGUAACAUAGCCCUCAGAUUUCAGACUGUUCAGCCAGUGGCACUUCUGCUUUUCCAAGGCGUCAGGGACAUGUUUGUAAAGCUUGAGUUGCUAAAUGGCCACAUUCACUUAUCAGUGCAAGUCAAUAAUCACUCGAAGGUGCAUCUGUAUAUUUUCCACAAUACCAGUGAUGGAGAGUGGCACUCAGUGGAGGUAACUUUUGCAGAGGCUGUGACCCUUACCUUACUCGACCAAUUCUGCACAGAGAAAUGUGUUGCUAAAGCUCCUUUUCCAUUUGAAAGUGAUCAAUCAAUAUGUGCUUUUCAAAACUCUUUCUUGGGUGGUUUACCAAUAGGAAAGACCAGCAGUGGUGAUGUCCUGCUUAACAUCCAUAAUAUACCAUCCACACCUUCUUUUGUCGGCUGUCUCCAAGACAUUAAAUUUGAUUGGAAUCCCAUUACCCUUGAGGACAUAUCAUUUGGCUCAUCAUUAAAUGUUAAGGCAGGUUGUAUGAAGAAGGAUUGGUGUGAAAGUCAACCUUGUCAAAACAGAGGACGCUGUGUCAACCUGUGGCUUGGUUACCAGUGUGAUUGCUACAGGCCCUACAAAGGCCUCAACUGUCUGGGAGAAUAUGUGGCAGGAAGAUUUGGCCAUGAUGACUCUACUGGAUACGCUGCCUUUAAACUUGACAAGAAUUCUGUAGAGAACUUCACCCUCUCCAUGUUUGUUCGAACACGUCAACCAUCAGGCUUACUUCUAGCUCUGGAAAACAACACUUACAAAUACAUCCUUGUCUGGUUGGAGCAUGGAAGAUUAGCAAUGAUGACUGCAAGUUCUCCCAAAUUAGUAGUAAAAUUUUUCCUUAGUGAUGGAAAUAGCCACUUGAUAUCUUUGAAAAUUGAGCCAAGUAAAAUUGAACUUUAUCAGUCUUCACAAAACCUAGGACAUAUUUCUGCUCCUACAUGGAAAAUCCAAAAAGGAGAUGUCAUCUACAUUGGUGGUCUGCCUGACAGGCAGGAAACUGAAGUUAAUGGUGGGUUCUUCAAAGGAUGUAUCCAAGAUAUAAGAUUAAACAACCAAAAUCUGGAAUUCUUCCCAAAUCCUACUAGCAAAGCAACCCACAAUCCAGUUCUUAUCAAUGUGACCCAAGGCUGUCCUGGAGACAACAUCUGCAAGUCCAACCCCUGUCACAACGGAGGUGUUUGCUACUCCACUUGGGAUGACUUCUCGUGCUCCUGUCCUCCGCACACAGCUGGGAAAGCCUGUGAGGAAGCUCAGUGGUGUGAACUCAGUCCAUGUCCUCCCAAAGCCCAGUGCCAGUUGGUGCCUCACGGAUUUGAAUGUAUUGCAAAUGCUGUUUUUAAUGGACAAAGAAGUGAAAUAUUAUUCAGGAGCAAUGGGAAUAUUACCAGAGAACUCACCAAUAUCACAUUUGGUUUCAGAACCAGGGAUGCUAAUGGGAUAAUAUUGCAUGCAGAGAAAGAGCCUGAAUUUCUUAAUAUUAGCAUUCAGGAUUCCAGAUUAUUAUUUCAACUGCAAAGUGGCAACCAUUUUUAUAUGUUGAGUCUGACAAGUUUGCAGUCAGUGAAUGAUGGUGCAUGGCACAAAGUGUUUCUCUCCAUGACUGACCCACUGGCCCAGGCCUCCAGGUGGCAAAUGGAAGUGGACAAUCAAGCACCUUUUGUGACAAGUGUGGUUGCUACAGGAAGUCUCAACUUUUUGAAGGAUGAUACAGACAUUUAUGUGGCAGACGGAGCUUUUGACAGUAUGAAGGGCCUGCAAGGGUGUCUAAGUACAAUAGAAAUUGGUGGCAUUUAUCUUUCUUACUUUGAAAAUGUUCUUGUUUCCACUAACAAACCUCAGGAAGAGCAGUUUCUCAAAAUCUCUACAAAUUCAGUGGCUUCUGGCUGUUUGCAGUUAAAUGCUUGCAACUCCAACCCCUGUUUGCAUGGUGGAAAUUGUGAAGACAUCUAUAGCUCUUAUCACUGCUCCUGUCCCUUGGGAUGGUCAGGGGAAAACUGUGAACUUGACCUUGAUGAGUGCUUUUCAAGCCCCUGUCUCCAUGGCAACUGCACUGACAGAGUCACAGCCUUCCACUGCAGGUGUGAGCCUGGAUACACUGGUAUGAACUGUGAAGUGGAUAUAGACAAUUGCCAAAGUCACCAGUGUGCAAAUGGGGCCACCUGCAUCAGUGACAUUAAUGGCCAUUCUUGCCUGUGCUUUGGAAAUUUUACAGGAAAAUUUUGCAGGUGAGCCAGAUUACCCUCAACGGUCUGUGGGAAUGAGAGGACAAAUCUUACAUGCUACAACGGAGGCAACUGCACCGAGUUCCAGGAUGAAUUAAAAUGUAUGUGCCAACCAGGUUUUACUGGAGAACGGUGUGAAAAGGACAUUGAUGAGUGUGCCUCUGAUCCAUGCUUCAACGGAGGCCUGUGCCAGGACUUACUCAACAAAUUCCAGUGCCUCUGUGAUGUCGCCUUUGCUGGCGAACGCUGUGAGGUUGACUUGACAGAAGACUUGAUCUCGGACAUCUUCACCUCCGUGGGCUCCACGACGUUGGCCUUGUUAUUGCUCCUCUUUCUGGCCAUCAUUGCUUCAGCUAUAGCCUCCAACAAAAGGGCGGCUCAGGGAACCUACAGCCCAAGCCGUCGGGAAAAGGAGGGCUCUCGAGUGGAAAUGUGGAGCAUGAUGCCGCCCCCUGCGAUGGAGAGGCUGAUUUAGAAGUGGCCUGACCCUCUGAGAAAGCGUUCUACAUGUUGUGAACAUGUCCAUUGCACUUGAGCAGUUUUUGUACAUACCUGGAGAUAAUAAUUUAUAACUGGGAUUACAUUGGAACUGCGGGAAGGAUUCCUUUGACCAACGUAAAGGCUUUUAUAGAGGUUCAACUUGACACCAUUGUUUCAUUAUGUUUUGUUAACUGAGCAGAGAACAAUGACUUUGUGCCAAUAAUUUCUGCCUUAUAAUUAACAAAAAUAAUUUCUAGAAGACAGUGUCUUCUGGGAAAAGCUUCCGUGCCUGUCACUUAACUCUUUGCACACUGGAGACACCUCUUCAGUUAGCCCUUUAGCUGGCAACAGCCAUUGUUUACACAGA